Messenger RNA from Motacilla alba alba, 406 nucleotides. RefSeq names its product loricrin-like. The transcript has 2 exons. The record is from RefSeq and is a predicted model, not a curated record. The coding region runs from base 41 to 364 and encodes 107 amino acids. NCBI's taxonomy places the organism in Eukaryota, Metazoa, Chordata, Aves, Passeriformes, Motacillidae.
UCUUCCUGCACGAGCAGCUCAGGUGACCCAGCACAGCGCCAUGUGCUCCCGCCAGGAGAAGGACCAGUGCCACCGGCAGCAGCGCCAGAGCAGCGGCGGCUGCCACAGCUCGGGGGGUGGUGGCUGCCACAGCUCCGGUGGUGGUGGCUGCCACAGCUCUGGGGGCAGCUCUGGGGGCUGUCACAGCUCUGGUGGCAGCUCUGGGGGCUGUCACAGCUCCGGUGGUGGUGGCGGCUGUCACAGCUCUGGCGGUGGCGGCUGUCACAGCUCCGGUGGCGGUGGCUGCCACGGGAAGCCGCAGAUGCAGGGCCAGCAGCAGCAGCAGCAGCAGGUGCUGCAGAUGCCGCAGCAGAAGAUGAAGUGACAGCGUGGCACUCGCCUUGUCCCAGCUCUGGCAGCAAAGGCC